Messenger RNA from Bactrocera latifrons, 4387 nucleotides. RefSeq names its product protein dispatched (gene disp). The transcript is spliced from 11 exons. The coding region runs from base 1 to 3648 and encodes 1215 amino acids. NCBI's taxonomy places the organism in Eukaryota, Metazoa, Arthropoda, Insecta, Diptera, Tephritidae. The record is from RefSeq and is a predicted model, not a curated record.
AUGCAUUGGUAUUACAAUUUUUUGGUGCGACGGCCUUAUCUAAUGGUCCUGGCCGUGGCCGUUUUAUGCAUAGCUUGCAUCACUGUAUCCGUGACCAUGAAUUCGAUACCAGACUUUAGUGAUCCCACGUUGGGAUUUGAAACACGAGGUACAGCGUUAGGAAAACGUCUAAGCGCUUGGAAUAAUUUAAUACAGGAGACUGGACCCUCUGGUAGUCUGGUGACAGACCCAAAUGAUUUGCUGUUUUACAAUAAGAAUAACUAUCAUCAUUUAAAAAAUAUGCGGAAACAUCAACGACACAAUCGAACUCACAAACGUAAAAAUCGAAAAAAGCCCAAAAACCCAAAACACCAUAACAAAGAAUUACACCUGAGUAAGAAGAUAAUUUCGUUGCAAAAUCGGUUUAAUAUAACAAAUCGUAAGAGUAAUGACACCGAUCUUUUGCCAACUCAAUGGAAUGGUGAUAGUGGCGUCUUUCGGGAUUAUGAGAUUACAAAUGAUUCACUGUCAAGCUUGGAACAACUAAAUCGGAGUGAACAUUUUGAAUACGGUCGUAAUACCACAUCCAUUGAUGAAGACUACCACCGAGAAAAGGUGCAGUCUAAAAAGAGUACUUGGAACAUAAUCAAACAAGCUCGAUUUCCGCCAAACGGAAAUACUGGGCCACAUGUUGAAGGUUACUUUUGUGAUUCACCAUCCAAAGAUUACUCCCACUUUGUAGUUGAGCGUAUAGGUCCUAAUGAUACGGAUUCACUUUUUGAUCUUUAUGGUUUGCUAGCCAUGUGUCAAUUACAGAAUCAAAUUAUUGCUAUACCAAGUUAUGGUGAAUUUUGCCAAAGAGAAGAACUCACUGACACCUGUUGUCGCCCAUGGUCACUACCCAAUUAUGCUGCACUUCUGGUCAAUAAGAGCUCUUGCUUUGAUUUAAAUACUACGGACGUUGUCACGCUACAAAAUUUAUUGGUGAUGUGUUUCGAAUAUUAUCACGACUUAAAGUUAAGUAAUGAUUGCAGCGAGUUUAGCCCCUGUCAAGCGCCAAGCGAAUGUACCCACGGAAAUAUUGUUUAUAAUAUUUUACAUUUUUUGACCGAUUACAAUUUCAUUCGUAUGAAUGACACAACAGUAUUUAUGAAAUAUGCAAUGAUAUUUGUACCUGUAGCAUCUACAUCAAAAAUUCUUCCAUUAUUUCAUGAAUGGGAAGAUACUGAAUUAAAAAAUGAACUUGUUCAGGUAGUGUCAAUGGACUUGGGACUUGAAAAUGAACUAUUUAAUGAGUCGUUGCUUACGGACGUUUGGCUGGUCUCAUUAGGCGGCAUCUUCGUUAUGACAUGUAUUUGGUUGUAUACUACGUCGAUUUUCGUUACGUUGAUGGUCUGUGUAGCAGUGCUGUUUUCAUUGGGUUUAGCAUAUUUUGCCUAUACUUUGGUCUUUAAAAUGUCAUUCUUUCCAUAUAUGAACUUAUUGGCUGUGGUUGUAAUAAUAGGUAUUGGGGCUGACAAUGCAUUUCUUUUCGUAAAGAUUUGGCAAUGCGUUCUAGCAGAGCGUUUCACCAAGUCAGCAAAGUCAACCUCUUCUACUCACGCAACACCAAUUGUUGAGGGCGGAAGUGAGCACACCGAAACUCUGCAGAACUUAAUGGCAUCCGCAUUUCAUCAUUCAGCAUUAUCAAUGUUUGUAUCUUCGCUAACCACUGCUACAGCUUUCUUUUCGUCGUAUACUAGCUCCAUAACGGCUAUUAAAUGCUUUGGUGUAUUUGCGGGAACGGUAGCUGUAACUAAUUAUUUCCUUAUGAUAACUUGGCUGCCUGCUGUCGUCUGCAUAAUGGAACGCUUAUCUGCUUGUGCAAGUUGCAAUAGUAAACUUCCAAUACAAAAGCUCUUGCUUAUGUGCAAUAAGUCAAUUACAAAGUUCUGUCAUCUAUAUGAGACAGCUAUAACGAAGGCUGUGAUGAAUUAUUCAAUAAUAUGGAUAUGCUUAUUUGGUACGAUAGGAUUAUGCAGCACAGUUAUUGUAUUGUAUGCGCCUGGGCUGCAGUUGCCGGAUACCGACCAUUUUCAACUAUUUUCAAGUAGCCAUCCAUUCGAAAUCUAUAAUAGUAAAAUGAAAAAUGAGUUUUGGUUUGAGAAAUCGAUGUCGGCUUAUGAAAAUUUUAAAUUACCAAUGCGCUUCGUUUGGGGUAUACAACCAGUUGAUGAUGGCGACUACACUGAUCCUUUUUCCCAUGGGAACUUGUAUUUUGACAAUAGUUUUAAUAUAUCUACAAAGGCUGCUCAAGUUUGGUUGCUAGAUUUCUGUAAAAAAAUAAGAAAACAGCCAUUCUAUGAAAUUACUUUUGGUUUAUUAUUGCCGAAUUGCUUCAUUGAAAAUUUUAUAUCCCUAAUGGAUCGCAUGUGUAUAGAUGGUAUGGAUAAUACGGAUCGCACACCUUGUUGCGACGUAUCAAAGUUUCCUUUCGAGCCACACGUCUUCGAUAUUUGCUUGCCACAAAGUAUGUCCUCGCUUUACGCUACUCCGCGGGAGUACUACACUCCUGGUGUUGCCGGGCCGAGAUUCUUGGCCGACAGGCGAAGCAAUUCAAUACUACAAACUCAUAAUGAAAUUUCAAUUAGUAAUACAUCACAACAUGUUACGCUGGCACCACCACAAGUAAAAGCCUUGGUGCUAGAGUUCGAAUCGAAUGUGGCCUACACAACGGCCUACACGGAAGUCAAAAAAUUUGUACAAUCAGUGGAGCUGUGGCUUGCCAACGAGUUGCGGGAGGCACCGCCGGAAAUGCAGGGCGGUUGGUUUACCAGUGAACUUAAGUUCUUUGACACCCAAAGUACACUUAGUCACGAUACGUUAGUAGCGAUUUCAGUUGCUAUGAGUGCUUCGCUGUUGGUUUUACUUUUAGUUACUUUAAAUGUUUUAGUAUCUUUAUAUGCGGUGAUUACAGUUUUACUUACAAUUUUUACGACGGUGUCAAUACUAAUUUUACUCGGUUGGAAAUUAAAUGUGCUUGAAAGUAUAGCUGUGAGCACUGCCAUCGGAUUGGCAGUCGAUUUCAGCUUACACUACGGUAUACAUUAUCGCAUGUCGCCGACAAAGGAGCGUCUGGCCGCUAGCCAAUUCACCUUAUCACGGAUUGUGGGGCCAACGUCUAUGGCAGCAAUCACUACAGGUGCUGCUGGUGCUUUAAUGCUGGCGUCUAACGUACUGCCAUAUAUACAGAUUGGUUUAUUUUUGGUUAUUGUAAUGGUUGUCAGCUGGUUAUAUGGUACAUUUUUUCUUAUGAGCCUGCUAAAAACGGCUGGUCCGCAAUACGGUUUCAUGCAAUUCAGUUAUCCGUUAAUGAAUAAAGGAUCGUCAACUACUGGCAAUAAGUACUAUGAAAGAAAACAAAGUCAAGUAAUUGCGAGCGAACAGUUAUUAACACCGUCAAGUUCCGCUGUCGGCGAACUAAUAAACUCGGAAACCCAUGAACUCGAGUCACUCACAUCAAGUUCAUUAAUUAAAACUAUUUCUGGUACAGAAAGCUCUCAUCCGCUGAGUGUUGAUUUCGAACAUUCAUUCAAUAAUAAACACGAUAUUACCAGCGCCAAUUUUUCUACCGUCAACGAUCACAAGAGUCCGUCUAUUGAAAGUCCUGAGUUACAUGUUACAAACUAAGAUACCUAUGCAACAAUUUUUGGUAAACUGUAUACGAUCAUUUGCAUGCAUACAUAUUUACUAAUAUUAAUGUUUAUAUUAAUUAGAACUUACCAUGCUUUACGCAACUAAAAGCACAAAUUGCAUAUGUACUAUAUAGUUAAUAUUUUCGAGGUAAUGAAUAAAAUAUUAAUUGUUUGUUACUAGCAUUUAAUUGCUAACUUACAUAUUUGAAUCAGUACAGAUUCGCUAAAUAUUUGUAAAACGUAUUAAAAAACUUAAUAUGUAGAUUAAAAAUUAAAGAUUUUUUAUAAGCAGACCUCCCACGGUGAAUGGCUCUAACUCAAACUGCUACCCAUUUAAGUGGUUUAUAUAUCCGGCAACACAAGUUAAAUACCCUAUAUUAUAUCAUGUAGUAUUAUUUAAGUGUUAAAAUUCGUAAGGCCUAGUUAUUUAAUGAAAAAAAAAAUAAACACGUUAAGAAGUAUAGUUAGUCUUCCGUUAGCAAUCAUAACCAAAUAAAUUUAAUUUAGUUCUAUCGAGUACCUUACUAUUUUAAAGCAGCUACGGCUACUUGAGCUCUCGAGCGAGGCGAGUUUCUUUGCUCUCCCGUGUACACAAUACACCAUUCAGUACUUGUUGAUCAGACUUCAUACGAGGACCAAUCACAAAGCUGUACACGCACAGCACGCUAAAAUAUAUUUAAAAAUUAAUGACAAAUCGAUUUUUUUUUAACUUUGUUUUCUAUGAAAAUUAUUUA